This is a messenger RNA of Fonticula alba, 4270 nucleotides long. RefSeq lists its product as hypothetical. The record is from RefSeq and is a predicted model, not a curated record. Lineage: Eukaryota; Rotosphaerida; Fonticulaceae. Gene Ontology annotation, cellular component: AP-4 adaptor complex; membrane coat. The transcript has 8 exons. Gene Ontology annotation, biological process: receptor-mediated endocytosis; intracellular protein transport. Gene Ontology annotation, molecular function: cargo adaptor activity. The coding region runs from base 89 to 4159 and encodes 1356 amino acids.
CACACACACACACACACAUACACCAUCCCAUCUCCUCGUAGCCGGUCGACUGCCGAUUAGCCCAAGAGGCAGAGAGAAGAAAGGCCCCAUGGACGUUGCCAAGGAGCUGGCCCAGGCGGUGGGCGCCGGCGCUGGCGUGUCAUCGAACUACUCGCGCGAGUUCACCGAGCUCAUUCGGGCCGUCAGCGAUGCCCAAUCGAAGGAGGAGGAGGAGUCCCUGCUCAAGACCGAGUUCAAGCGCCUGUCCAGCAAGAUGUCCGAGCCGAAUGUGUCCGACAAAGCCAUGCGCGAGUACCUCCUGCGCGUGGUGUUCCUGGAGAUGCUCGGCCUGCCGGCCACCUUCGGCCACAUCCACGCGGUGAACCUGGCCCAGAAGGCGCAGACCGUGUCCGAGAAGCGCGUGGCCUACCUGGCCGUGCGGCUGCUGCUGCACCGCGGCCACGAGCUCUGCAUCAUGCUCAUCCAGACCAUCCUCCGGGACCUGCAAUCGGGCAACGCGCUGGAAAUCUCCUACGCCCUGUCGACGGCCAGCGCGCUGGUCACGCGAGAGCUCCUGCCCGCCUUGUAUGCGCCGGUGGUCGGGCACCUGACCCAUGGGAAGGAGCUUGUGCGCAAGAAGGCCCUCCAGUGCUUGCGCAGCUUCCUGGCCGAGGAGCCGGACCUGGUGCAGCAGUAUCCGCAGCUGGUGGAGCAACAGCUCCCGGCGGCCCUGCAGGACCGGGACUUCGGCGUGGUGGCCGCCGCACUGAGCCUGUAUGAUGAGCUGCUGACGCGGGGGGCCGCGCGGGCGGUCCCGGCCGCGGCUCUGGUCCCGGGGCUGGCCCGGGCCGGGGCCCCGGGCGACGGGCCGGCCGGCGUGGCCGCCGCCGCAGCCGCCGUCCGCGAGGCCUUCCCCCUGCCCUCGCCGGCGGAGAUGGCCGAAUGGCGCACGCGCCUGGUUCCGCCGCUGGUCGAGCUGCAGGGGCGCUUCCUGAAGCAGCGCAUCACCGGCUCCCGGGGCUAUGAGUACAGCGGCGUCUUUGCUCCCUGGUACCAGGUGCAGGUGCUGAAGCUGCUGGCCCUGCUGGGCGCCGACUCGCGCGAUGCCAGUGAGAAGAUGUUCCCCAUCCUGUUGCAGACGCUGCAUGUGGUCGGCAACGGGGUGGACGCCGCGUAUGCCGUCCUCUAUGAGGCCAUCCGCUGCAUUGCCCUGAUCUACCCCCAUCCGAAGCUCUUCGAGUGCGCGGCCGAGGCCCUCGGGCGCUUCCUCAACUCCAGCAACCACAACCUCAAGCACCUGGGCAUUGCCAGCCUGGCGGAGCUGGCCCGGGCGGAUCCCUCCUUCGCGCAUCCGCACCAGGUGGCCGUGCUCGAGUGCCUGGAGUCCGGCGACCAGACCCUGGCCAAGCGGUCGCUGGCCCUGCUGGCACGCGUGUCCAACGUCAACAAUGUGGAGGUGGUUGUCGCGCGGAUGAUCCGCUUCCUGCGCACCGGGUCCCUGAGCCCCGGGGAGGAGGGCCGCCGCGAGCUGGUGGCCCAGAUCGUCGAUCUGUCCGAGCGGUUUGCUCCCUCGCACGAGUGGUACAUCGGCACCAUGGUCCAACUGUUCGAGGUGGCCGGCGACCUGGUGGACGCUCGCGUGGCCGAGAACAUCAUGCUCCUGAUCGCCGAGACCGGCGGCGAGGAGGACGAGGACGAGGGGGACGACGCGUCGGAGCCCGGCGCCGGGCUGCUGCGCGUCCAUGCGGUCCUCAGCCUGGCGCGUCUUCUCCGGCGCCUGGUGGCCAAUGAGGAGGGCGACUCGAUCGGGGACGACGACCCGGCUGCCUGCCCCAUGGCCGCCCCCCUCAGCGUGGAGACCAUUCCCCGGAUGUUGCUGUUCAUGAUUUGCUGGGUCAUCGGCGAGUAUGGGUAUGUCCUGGCCGAUCCGGCGGCCCAGGCGCACCUUUCCCCGGGCGAUGUGGCCGCCUUCCACGGGGCGGCCCUGCUGGACAUGGCGGCCCGCCUGCUGUCCCAGCCGCUUCUCUCUCCGGCCGGCCGCGCCUGGGCCGUGACCAUGUGCAUGAAGCUGCUCGUGCACCAGGCCGAGACCGGGCCGAUUUCCAUCCCGGCCACGGUGGAGCACGCCGUGGGCCGCCUGCUGGCGCACCAUGCCCCCGGGAAUCGGGAUCUGCUGCAGCGUCUGCUGGAGCUCCGCGCGCUGUUGGUCAGCGCGCCGGCCGUCAAGUACGCCUCCGGCACCGUGGACACUGGUGCCAGUGGCGCCGGCAGCCUGGCCGGCGACCUGCUGGGGCUGGAUUUGGCCGAGGCCCGGUGGGGCGCGGUUGCCAGCUCGGCCGGGGGGGGGGCCGGGUCCGACGCGGAGCCGCCGCACCCGGCCUCGGUCCGGGCCCUGCUGCUGCCGCGCGACGCCAGCUCCGAGGAAUUUGACAUCGACCCGUCGCUCGGGUUCCUGGACGCCUUCGUGCAGGAGCGCGCCUCGCGCCCGGCCCUGUCCACCGUGUCCAUGGUCCGGCGCCGGGUGGCCGGCACCGAGUUGGGGGGGGGCUCCGGCGCGGCCACCACGGCCGGCGGCUCGGGGCCCCGGUCGGGCAUCCGCUUCGAAGCGUACGCGGCCCCGGUGCUGCCGGUGCCGACGAUGGCCACGGGCUUGGGCUCGGCCUGGCCGGGCGCCAGUGGCACUGGCAGCGCCGGGGCGCCGGCCGGCACGCCGGCCAGCCUGCCCGGCACCGCCCCCGCCGUCCACUCCCUCAACCUGGCGGCCCUGUCCGGGAACAUGGACCUGCCGACGUCGCUGGCGGAUGCCGGGCCGGCCGGCGCCGUGUCAGCCGGCGCCCCGGUGGACCUGGCCGGCGCCAAGGCCAAGCAGCGCUGGGGCCGCACCGGGUACCAGGGUCGCGGCGACGCGGCCCCCGGCCCGGCCGCCCCUGCCGCCUCCAAUACCCCGCCGGAUGUGACGACCUCGCCCGCCAGCCGGCAUCCCUCCUCUUUGGACUUCGCCGGGCUGACGGCCACGGCAGCGGCCCCGACGGCCGGGAUGGCCCCGGGGGCCGAGGCGGCGGAUCGCGCACGCGCCCCGGCCUCCGCGUCGGUUCCCGCCCCGCGCGGGCCCUCGGCCGAGGAGCGCGCCGCGGCGGCUCUCUUCGCCGGGGUGUCCUCGCGGCCGGGGGCCGUCUCCCAGCCGGCCACCCCCUCGCUGCUGGAUGCCCUGUCAUCGCCGGCAAGCCCGGCCCCGGCCAGCGCCUCGGCCGACCUGCUGCUGCUGGGCUUGGCGGGGGCCGGGGCGUCGGCCGCGGCUCCCCGGCCGCUGGACGACGCGGACCCCUGGGCCCCGGUGGCCGGGUUGCCGGGGGCCUUCUGCUGCCGGGUGCCAUCGGCCGGCGACACGGCCGGCGGGUCGCCGCUGCGCCUGGCCGUGGCCCUGCCAGCUGGCAUGUCGCCGGCCGACAUUGUCUUCUCCACCAGCAGCCCGAUCUUCGGCGUUCGGACGCAGCCCCUGCCGGCUGCCGGGCCGAAUGUCCUUGUGGCGGGGGCUGUCCUGCAGACGCCACUCGCGGCGCUGCCGCCGCCGCAUGCCACCGUGCGCAUUACCCUGCGCGUCCCCGGGGUCGAGGCCCCGAUCUCCCUGGGCGAGGCACCGUUGGAGGAGCUGCCCGGCGGUGUGGCAGGCACCCUGCUGCCGUUCCUUUCGAAUCCCGGCUCCGCCGGGACGGUGGCCACCACGGCCGACUUCGGCCAGUUGUGGGUUCGGCUGCCGCAUGAGGCCAGCUCCCCGCGGCAGGGGCUCCCGGCCGCGGGGCCCGGGGCCCGGCCCCCGGCCGAAGAGGUGGCCGAGGGGGCCCUGCUGGCCGGGCACCUGCGUCUGGUCGAGCGCAUUGGCACCGAGCUGAUCAUGGCCGGCCGGGUGGCCGCCACGGCUGCCGGCGCGGCCGACAUGCUGGCCCACUUGCGCUUCUUCCCGGACCAGACCUUCAAGGUGACGGUCCGCGUGCCGGCCGGCCUGGCGGCCGAUGCGUCCCUCGGCGGCCAGGUCGCCGAACAUCUGGCUCACGCGGUGGCGGCCCUGGUUACGCGGGGCCUCGCCCCGGGCCCGGGCAAGAAGCAGCCCGGCCUGGCCACCGCCCCGGGCCCGGGGGCGCCCGCCGCAUCGCCCGACAUCGGCAUGCUGCUGGAUCUCUGACGAGCGCGAGGGCCCGGGCGCCCGGGGGGCCAGACGUGGGCCGCGCUCGCGGCCCGGGCGCACCCACCUGAAGUGCCAUCGCGCUGUUGGUCCCCCCCCCCCCCCCCCCCC